Nymphaea colorata (pocket water lily) is the source of this 1385-nucleotide messenger RNA. RefSeq names its product GATA transcription factor 5-like. The record is from RefSeq and is a predicted model, not a curated record. Gene Ontology annotation, biological process: regulation of DNA-templated transcription. Gene Ontology annotation, molecular function: zinc ion binding; sequence-specific DNA binding. The transcript is spliced from 3 exons. NCBI's taxonomy places the organism in Eukaryota, Viridiplantae, Streptophyta, Magnoliopsida, Nymphaeales, Nymphaeaceae. The coding region runs from base 201 to 1202 and encodes 333 amino acids.
GAAAUGAAGAGGAAGAUUUUGUGUUUUUUUAAACCAUUUCUCUGUAGACGGAGAAUAUGAAGGUUAGAAAUAUAAAUACGAAUAAAAGCUUUUAGGAAUCUUUAAUUUUUUUUUUUUCACCCCUUUUUCUGCAACCCUGUUUCCCCAAGCACACCCAUUGUCAUCAUCGUCACCACUCACGAGCACCAGCAGCGCCAUCAAUGUCGUACCAGACGCUUUCUCCCUCAUUUCUUCAGCCCUCCAUCUCUGCAACAAACCUCACCUUCUCUCCCGCCCUCUUCUAUCAGGGGCGUUCUGCUUGCGGGUCGCCGGAAAUGGAGUAUACGGAGGGGCUGAAAGCAGGGUUCUGGCAGGAGGAGGCCUCGAAUGGCGGAGGGGAGGACUUCUUCGUGGACGACCUGCUGGACUUGUCGAACCAGGACGACUUUGCGGAAGGAGGAGAGGAGGAGGAGGAGGAGGAGGAAUCGAACGCGUCGCUGCCGGAGAGCCAGGGCGACUCGACCUCGCCGGCUUCCAACGGCUCCUCCUCUCCUGGUGUCUUCGUCGAGCCGGUCGACGAGCUCGCCGUGCCGGUCGAGGAGUUGGCCGACUUGGAGUGGCUCUCUCACUUCGUGGAGGACUCCUUCUCCUCCGGAACGGGCGCGCUGCCAUUCUCAGCGGAAAACGGCGGUGAACCCCGCGCUCCGGUGACGAAACUGAGUUUUCCUCUCGGAACUCCGGUCCCCAUGAGGGCGCGCAGCAAGCGGUUACGAACCGGCCGCGUCUGGUGCUGCCGAGACGGUUUUCCCGAGUCAUCGUCCUCCUCCUCGUCGACGUCGUCUUCGUACUUCAACUCGGUUCAAGACGUAUCGCUGAGAAAGAAGCGGCCGGGAAAGCGCCGGAACCGGGUCGGAAAGGUGCCGGAGAACGCUCCGGUCCGUAGGUGCAGCCACUGCCUGGUCCAGAAAACACCCCAGUGGAGGGCGGGGCCUCUCGGGUCCAAGACCCUCUGCAACGCAUGCGGCGUCCGUUACAAGUCCGGACGUUUGCUUCCGGAAUACCGCCCGGCAGGAAGCCCGACGUUCCUGAGCGAUGUCCACUCCAACAACCACCGGAAGGUCCUGGAGAUGAGAAGGCAAAAGGAGACGAUGAUGAUGACGACGACCAUGAUGCUGACGAAUACGUUGCCGGAAAGCGGUUUGCCGGCGGUUGAGAGCUGUUAACCGGUUGUAUAUUUUUAGAUGGUUGGCGGUUUUUUUCCUUUUCACCUUUUUGUUUUUACUUUGUAAUUUUGUAGCUCGCAACAGAUUUAGGCAUUUAGCCAUUUAGGACCAGGUCUCCCUCCCUCUCUCUCUUGUUCACUUUUUAUACUUUACUAUGAUGAUAAGUAGGCUUUUUCUUUCUUC